AUGACAGACACAAGCGCCUCACAUCUGGAACCAUCCACCGCGUCGUUUGUAGAAUAUGAGCAGAUCAUCCUCUUCGGCGACUCCAUCACCCAGGGUUCGUGCAGUCAGCAGGAGGGCUUUGCUUUUAUGCCCGCGCUUCAGCAUGACUAUGUACGGAAAUUCGACGUUAUCAACCGUGGCUUCAAUGGCUAUACAUCCCAGCAGGGUCUAGAAAUCCUCCCCAGCUUCUUCCCAUCACCCCAAAAGGCUAAAGUUCGCUUGAUGACCAUCUUCUUCGGCGCCAACGAUGCCGUCCUCCCCCCUUUCCAACAGCACGUCCCCCUCCCCCUCUACAAAAUCGGCCUCUCAAAAAUCCUCACCCACCCCCUCAUCCAAAAUCACCACCCGGAAACAAGGCUGCUCCUCCUAACCCCGCCGCCCAUCAAUGAGUAUCAAUUAGAACCCGCCGCAGCCGCAGAAACACAAUCUGCACCAGCACCAGCACCAGUCAUCCGCAAAGCGGACACGACAAAGCAGUACGCAGAGGCAUGUCGGGAUGUCGGAAGGGAGCUUGGAGUGCCUGUUGUGGAUACAUGGGCUGCGUUUAUGAAGGAGGCCGGGUGGGAGGAGGGGGAGCCGUUGGCGGGGUCCAAGAGGGCACCGGCCAACGUGAGGUUGGGAGAGUUGUUGUCGGAUGGGCUCCACUUUAGUCCGGAGGGGUAUAGAGUUAUGUAUCGGGAGGUUAUGAAGGUGAUUCGGGCGUGUUAUCCUGAACUCGCGCCAGAGAAGGUCCCUAUGAGGUUUCCGGGGUGGGAGAAGGCGCCAACGGGGGUUUUGUGA
Paracoccidioides lutzii Pb01 is the source of this 819-nucleotide messenger RNA. RefSeq lists its product as hypothetical. The transcript has 5 exons. The record is from RefSeq and is a predicted model, not a curated record. Bases 1 to 819 code for a protein of 272 amino acids.